Messenger RNA from Thunnus maccoyii (southern bluefin tuna), 1945 nucleotides. RefSeq names its product ELAV like neuron-specific RNA binding protein 4 (gene elavl4). Gene Ontology annotation, cellular component: ribonucleoprotein complex. Gene Ontology annotation, molecular function: RNA binding. The transcript has 12 exons. The record is from RefSeq and is a predicted model, not a curated record. NCBI's taxonomy places the organism in Eukaryota, Metazoa, Chordata, Actinopteri, Scombriformes, Scombridae. The coding region runs from base 501 to 1883 and encodes 460 amino acids.
CGAAGCCACUAUUUGACAGACACGUGGGUAUCACGCGACGCCUUCUGCGUGCAUAGCAAUGAAGAGGAAGCCAGUGUCCACAGAAACAGAUGGUCUGGUGUCAAUAGGCUGAUAUUAACUGGCCGCUCUCCCCACUCUGAACCGAGAGAGCAAAAAGCACAUUCAAAGCGCUGGGAAUAAAUCCUACGCCACGCUGAUGGAGCUACUAAUAAGACACCACUAAGAUUAGUGGAGAUGAUGGCGGCCCCAAUCACUACAACAACAUCACCUUCAUAAAAGUUGGGAUCUCCUGCCAUGCCUGUGACUAGCUGCUUCGUCAUCGCUGUGCCACACCCUGCUGAGGAAAAGGACAGCCACCUGACCUUGAUGCUCACAUCAGCCCAGCCCUGACUUUUUUUCCUUUGCUGGCUAUUACAGAGAGAAAAGAAAAAAGGGGAGCAAAGAACUGAAGAGAAUCUGAAAAUAAAAAGGACAGAACGAAAAAAGCACCGAAUCUGAACAUGUUCGAAAUAAGCCGAACACUCAACGCUGCUUUGUUGAGCAAUGAGCAUCUCAAGAUGAUGGCGAGGUACGGGCAGCUCUCGGGACUAGCAGCCAGUGGCGUGGGCUCCGUCCCCGAGACGCACUCGCCGCUAUUUCCCAGGGAUCUCCUGUCAUCGCCAGCCCAGAUGGGCUACAGGUCACCCCUGGGGUCGACAGAGACACAGUGGCGUCAGGCAGAGCUCCCACAGCUCCAGGGCUGGGCAGAGAAGGGAUUGCUGACACAGCCAAAGAUGAUCAUCAGUAACAUGGAGGCUCCAGUGACAAAUGGCCCCAGUGGAGGAGGCAACACAGCCAACGGGCCUACCACCAACAGCCGCGGCUGCCCCUCGCCCAUGCAGACUGGCCCGACAAAUGACGACAGCAAGACCAACCUCAUUGUUAACUACCUGCCCCAGAACAUGACUCAGGAGGAGUUCCGCAGCCUGUUUGGUAGCAUCGGGGAGAUUGAGUCCUGCAAACUGGUUCGCGACAAGAUCACAGGUCAGAGUCUGGGUUACGGCUUUGUCAACUACAUCGAUCCAAAGGACGCAGAGAAAGCCAUCAACACGUUAAAUGGACUCAGACUUCAGACCAAAACGAUCAAGGUGUCAUACGCACGACCCAGCUCAGCCUCCAUCCGUGAUGCCAACCUGUAUGUGAGCGGUCUGCCCAAGACUAUGACCCAGAAGGAGCUGGAGCAGCUCUUCUCCCAGUACGGACGCAUCAUCACUUCCCGCAUCCUUGUCGACCAGGUCACAGGCCCCGCAGGUGGCUCCCGAGGUGUGGGCUUCAUCCGCUUUGAUAAGAGGAUAGAGGCUGAAGAGGCCAUCAAGGGCCUGAAUGGACAGAAGCCAUCGGGUGCCGCUGAGCCCAUUACGGUCAAGUUCGCCAACAACCCCAGCCAGAAGACCAGCCAAGCCCUUCUGUCGCAACUCUACCAGUCCCCCAAUCGCCGAUACCCAGGCCCCCUCCACCACCAGGCUCAGAGGUUCAGGCUGGACAAUUUGCUUAAUAUGGCCUAUGGCGUAAAGAGGUUUUCUCCCAUCACCAUUGACAGCAUGACCAGCCUGGUUGGCAUGAACAUCCCCGGGCACACCGGCACUGGCUGGUGCAUCUUCGUGUACAACCUGUCCCCAGAUUCAGAUGAGAGCGUGCUCUGGCAGCUGUUUGGGCCGUUCGGCGCAGUCAACAAUGUCAAGGUGAUCCGUGACUUCAACACCAACAAGUGCAAAGGCUUCGGCUUCGUCACCAUGACGAAUUAUGACGAGGCGGCCAUGGCCAUCGCCAGUCUCAACGGCUACAGGUUGGGCGACCGCGUCUUGCAAGUCUCCUUCAAGACUAACAAGACACACAAGUCCUGAACUUUAACAGGUAGAAGCAGUUUCCCCGCGACUCUGUCCAAUCCAAAAUUGCCCCCAACCCC